CAAUGGAUGAGAGUCAAACCGCAACCCGUUCGCUCCGUGUGUCUGCAGAGGAGCCAGUACUACGCGAGGCCAGCAGUCUUCCCAGCAGUGGAAGGUAGGAUGGUGCCUGAAAUCAUCUGAUGUCAGCCGCGAGGACCCCCUUCGGUUCAGAGACAGAAGCGACUCGAAUCCCGCGGCGGAACUAAAAGGCAGACAGACCAACACAACGUGUCGGAGAUAUGAACAAAGCGCACGGACCAUGUCGCCCCACCGCCGCCUCGCUAAAGUUCACCAUCGACAGCAUCCUGAACUUGAACACCAAGGCAAAGAAUGAGUCCUACUCGGACAGGACGCAGGGGGACAAGGGCACGUGGGUUAUGCGUAAAGACGCUUUCAAAAGUCACUGUGAAGAGGACAAGGAAGUUCAACGGAGGCACGACUCGGUCACGGGACGCCACGAACGAGGCGCGCUCACCGACAGCGUAGCGUCGCCGGAAAGCACCGAAAUCCACCGUGAAGAGCCGAAGAAGGCGACCGACGGGCGCUUCGACAGCGGCGGGGACAGCAGCUGCGACGACAGCUGCUCCACCACCACCACUUUCCUCCAGAAGGACGGCAGCAGCUCAAACAAGGACGGCAAGAUCAUCACCAAGAAGAAGACGCGCACCAUCUUCUCCAAGAGACAGAUCUUCCAGUUGGAGUCUACCUUUGACAUGAAACGCUAUCUGAGCAGCGCUGAGCGAGCCUGCCUCGCCAGCUCCCUCCAGCUCACAGAAACUCAGGUCAAGAUCUGGUUCCAGAACCGCAGGAAUAAGUUGAAACGUCAGAUAUCCACCGACAUGGAGGGGGGGUCUUGCGCUGAUUUUUCUGACAACAAAGCCAUGGUGGUGGGGCAGCUGCCGGCCUUGUACAAAGAGACCAACCUCCUUGGGAGAUGCUUGCUGCCCGUGCCUCUGCCAAUCGUGUACCCCGGGAGCAGCGCGCCUUAUCUCUGCUUCUCCAACGCUAGCAAGUACUUCAGUCUCUACGACGGCGACUUAUGAUCCAUGGGACCCCCGGCGCGUCUCCUUGGGGACGGGGACAUGGAUGGAGGUCUGUGGACGAGCUUCAAAACAUUCACGUUUCCAUUGCGACUGUUCUGCGCUUUUUCUGCUGUUCAAACGAAGAUUCACGCGGAAAGAGACGGCUGAAGUAGGCUGUGCUUAAACAGGCGUACGGAGAGGGCAUUCGGCACUAUUUAUUUUUGAAACCAAGCAGGAUUUGAAAGAGGACUGCAGCUUUGCAGCGAAACCUGACCUCCGUUUUACGCGCCCUGCGGUCAGUGGGAAGAUAUGAAACUGGGCAGAAAUAAAUUGUUUACGAAAUAUUUCUAUAAAUUGUUAUUAGUGUUGUUUUUAAGAAUACUAUUGAUAAGGACAUUUACAGUUGUAUAAGUCACCAAAGAAACUAUAGCAAUUUGCAUGUUUUUUGCUGUAACAUAACUUUUUUAAAUAAAUUAAAUUACUGUUGUAUUUAAAUGAUUGUAAUUACCAAUUUAUUUUUGAUGUUUCCAGCAUGUUGUUAUUUUAUUUAGCAAAACACCCGUUCUUGUUUUAUGCCAAGCUGUGCCAAUAGGCCUAUUCAACCAAUUUCCAGAACAAAUAUUAAUUACAUCAUAAUUCAAGAAGUAUUAUUCAAAUAUUAUGCAAUUUAUUCAACAUUUUGGGAGUUGAAUGUGAAUAUGUGGGGAACAUUCGAACAGAUCCGUGAUAUUAAAUGACAGAUUUGUGGGCCUGCAGUAGACUUUACUGUUCAGCCAACCUGACAUUUAAAAUUCUCACUUUUGUCUUGCGUUUAAUAAAACAUUUUGAUGAUGAUGAAAAGGAGAGUCAGAAGCUGCAAUGAGCAUACAUAUAUUUAUAUAUAUAUAUUUAUAAGUUGUGUACUGCUAAAAUUGUUCGUGAAAUUAUCCUAAAUGGCAUAUUAGGCCCUCACCUGCUAAAAGGACAAGCUGUCUCGUCAAUUUUAUUCACAUAAAAAACAGCAAUUUAAUUAUAGUCUACUUUGUUCACUGGCUUGUGUGCUGAUGCUUUUCAAUGACGUUGUAAUGAAAAACAAACUGAACACAUUCUAAAACGGUGCACUGUUUUGAGGCACCAUUUUUGACUGAACCUCUUGAAAAUAUAGCUGUCAAAACAUAUUCAUAUGACAUGAUGCCGUCAGGCCAGUCUUAGAAACAGCUAGAACUGUGUGUGUGUGUGUGUGUGUGUGUGUGUGUG
Gadus morhua (Atlantic cod) is the source of this 2237-nucleotide messenger RNA. RefSeq names its product homeobox protein HMX3-A. Gene Ontology annotation, biological process: regulation of transcription by RNA polymerase II. Gene Ontology annotation, molecular function: DNA-binding transcription factor activity, RNA polymerase II-specific; RNA polymerase II transcription regulatory region sequence-specific DNA binding. Bases 219 to 1022 code for a protein of 267 amino acids. NCBI's taxonomy places the organism in Eukaryota, Metazoa, Chordata, Actinopteri, Gadiformes, Gadidae. The record is from RefSeq and is a predicted model, not a curated record. The transcript has 2 exons. Gene Ontology annotation, cellular component: nucleus.